AUGUACUUAACUGUUACAAGACCAGACAUUACACAUGCAGUCAACACUUUAAGUCAAUACAUGCAUCAUCCCACUCAUAUUCACAUGCAUGCUUCUUUACGAAUUGUUAAAUAUCUAAAGGGAAACCUAGACCAAGGGCUUCUCUAUCCUGUUACUAACAAUUUGCAGAUAGAAGCCUUCUGUGACUCUGAUUGGGCUGCAUUUGUGGAUAAGAGAAGGUCAGUUACUGGAUUUGGUAAGAAAGAGCUUGAUGGGGUUUCUCCCAUAUUUUUGGGAAUUUUAGACGGAAGGAAGCAUAUGUUUAUGCGUGUUUCAAUAAGUAGAAAUCUAAUGCAUCCUACUUUGAUACGAUAUGUGGAGGCAUGGUUCUUGGAUCAAUUUGGAGUACUUCACCAUGCCAAACAGCUAGCCUUAUCCCAGUGGGUGCAAUCUCAACAUGUCUGUCUUCUCUCUUCAUCUCUCUCCUUGAAGCUUUUAUUAUUCAUGGAAAUUCCAUGCAUGAUACCUUGUUAUUAG
Tripterygium wilfordii is the source of this 516-nucleotide messenger RNA. RefSeq lists its product as uncharacterized. The transcript is spliced from 5 exons. The record is from RefSeq and is a predicted model, not a curated record. Bases 1 to 516 code for a protein of 171 amino acids. Lineage: Eukaryota; Viridiplantae; Streptophyta; Magnoliopsida; Celastrales; Celastraceae.